Eptesicus fuscus (big brown bat) is the source of this 574-nucleotide messenger RNA. RefSeq names its product proteasome maturation protein-like. Lineage: Eukaryota; Metazoa; Chordata; Mammalia; Chiroptera; Vespertilionidae. The record is from RefSeq and is a predicted model, not a curated record. Gene Ontology annotation, biological process: proteasome assembly. Gene Ontology annotation, cellular component: nucleus; cytoplasm.
GGCUGACGCUACCGGGCUGGAGAGGCUGUUUGCGGCGUGAGCUAAAGAUGAAUACCAGAGGACUUGGAUCUCAGCUAAAGGACAGUAUUCCAGUUACUGAGCUAUCAGCAAGUGGACCUUUUGAAAGUCAUGAUCUCCUUCGAAAAGGUUUUUCUUGUGUGAAAAAUGAACUUUUGCCCAGUCAUCCUCUUGAAUUAUCAGAAAAAUUCCAGCUCAACCAAGAUAAAAUGAAUUUUUCCACACUGAGAAACAUCCAGGGUCUGUUUGCUCCACUAAAAUUGCAAAUGGAAUUCAAGGCAGUGCAACAGGUUCAGCGUCUUCCAUUUCUUCCAAGCUCAAACCUUUCACUGGAUAUUUUGAGGGGUAAUGAUGAGACUAUUGGAUUUGAAGAUAUUCUUAAUGACCCAUCACAAAGUGAACUAAUGGGAGAACCACACUUGAUGGUGGAAUAUAAACUUGGUUUACUGUAACGCACUGAGCUGACCAUGGAAAUGGAGGGGCUACAUCUUGUUUAUAGUCAUCUUUUUGCUAUAAUUUUAUGUAUACAACAUUAAAAGUACUGACACCUGAAAAA